GCAGCCUUCCCUUGUUCGAGUGGGCGAAAGGUAUAGGUGAGAGUUCCUCUUUGAUGAGUGUGCUACUAGUCGAAGCAUUUUACGGGGGCUCCCACAAACAGCUCAUUGACCUUCUGAGAGAGAAUGUGGAAGGCUGUGUUGCCUACACACUACCCGCAAAGAAAUGGCACUGGAGGGCACGGACCGCUGCCCUCCACUUCAUGCACGCCAUCCCAGAGUCUUCCUCGUAUAGGGUUCUGUUUACCAGCUCUGUCCUUAACCUAUGUGAGUUGGUGGCCCUGCGUCCUGACCUGGCCAGCCUGAAGAAGGUCCUCUACUUCCAUGAGAACCAGCUGGUCUAUCCUGUCCGCAAGGAUCAGGAAAGAGACUUCCAAUAUGGCUACAACCAGAUCCUUUCCUGCUUGGUGGCAGAUGUGGUGGCGUUCAACUCCCUUUUCAACAUGGAGUCUUUCCUCUCCUCCAUCUCCUCCUUCAUGAAGAGGAUGCCUGACCACAGGCCCAAAGACCUGGAUGGGCUCAUCCGACCAAAGUGUGUGGUUCUCCACUUCCCUCUCCAAUUCCCUGAUGUCACAAGGCUUCUCCCCGAACACAAGCUCUUCCACCAGCCUAUUCCAGUGUCUCAAAUUGACAUCGUCAGCGCACCCCAGGGCCAAGAGAGGCUCUAUCUAGAUUGCCCAAAGGCUACAUGCCCUGGGGAGCCAAAAUCUCAGAAUGAAGAUGAGAGGGAUGUUAACAGCUCUCGAGCAGCUAGCUUACUAUGCCUUUACCCAGAGCCAGGGGAUGGCACACUGGACCACAAAGAAGGCCCAAGACAAUCCCCUGCCAGCCCCAAGGAAGCGCAGUAUACUCAGAGGGAGAAGGAUGCAGUGGUGGAACAAACUGAAAGAAGACAGGGCCAGAUGAAACCUCUCCAUAUUGUCUGGCCCCACAGGUGGGAGCACGACAAAGACCCCGAGCUGUUCUUCAAGACCCUGGUGAAGCUGAAAGAGAGAAACCUAGACUUUCAACUGUCCGUCCUGGGGGAGACCUAUACCAAAGUGCCAGAAAUCUUUGCUGAGGCCAGAGAACAGUUGGAUGCCCAUAUCCUCAACUGGGGCUUCCUUCCCAGUAAAGAUGGCUACCUCCGAGUGCUUUGCCAAGCAGACGUUGUCGUCUCCACCGCAAAGCACGAGUUCUUUGGUGUGGCGAUGUUAGAAGCUGUCCAUUGUGGCUGCUAUCCACUCUGUCCCAAGUCUUUGGUGUAUCCAGAAAUAUUCCCAGCUGAGUAUCUGUACUCGACACCUGAGCAGCUGUGUAAAAGAUUGCAGGGCCUGUGCAAGAGUCCAGACGUAGCAAGGAGACAUCAUGUUAAGGUCGAUACCGCUGCCUAUUCUUGGGCGGCUCUGGAGGAGGGUUACAGGAGAAUGCUGGCGGCCUAAGAAGACCACUGCGUUCCCCCCGACAGGCCUCCGGCCAAAAGGGGAGGCAGGCGGCCGCUGCUGAGGAGCUUGUUCAAAGCGCUGGUACACUCCACUCCAUUAGCGGCGGAGGGAGAUGGAUUUAGAGGUUGACGGAAAAGUCUGCCAGUAGAGUUUCUGAGGCCCGUCGUCAUGCCUGACACGAAGCCACGAGCCGCAAACCUGUGGUGGCUUCCCAGACAGAGCGUCUCAGGCACCUCUCCUGUUGCAAAUCAAAGCCAGCCCCCCCCCCUUUUUUUCCCUUUUUUUUUUUUUGGAGACAUUGUGUCGGGACCUGUAAAUGUCCCCAUCUUCACGUGCUGGAAGGGGACUCUUUUAUGUGUGUGUGUGUGUGUGUGUGUGUGUGGUUUUCUGAGAGGUGGGAGGUAGUGGUGGUGGGAGUUAAGGAGAACGUGUAAAAGCUUUCAUGUUUCCCAUAGGCGGUGCCACCUCAUAUAUCCGGUUUUAUCCAUUUUUAUCCUUUUGUACUGGAAGACGUAAGGCUGGAAUUCUGUUUCUCUCUCUCUCUCUUCUAUUUUUUUCCCCUCUUACCACGCCGACAGAGCGGCAGCCAAGUUGUGGCUUGACGUGCUGCUCUAUGCCUCUCCACCUGGGUUGCCAGGUUUGGGCCAGAGUCCCUGCAAUCCUUUUUUUUUUUUUCAAAGUGCCUAAACAGACCCUCAGCCCUUCUGGGGCCCCCGUUGAACUGACUGGUAUCAACUGAUUUCCAUAUGCUUUCAGACAGUUGUCUGAAAUGUUGUACAUGUACUAUGCACAUACAUUCGCCAAGUACGAUAUCUGUUCAAUAUACUUGUUGUUACUGCCUGAAAUUACAAACCACUGAUACUGAC
Lampris incognitus (smalleye Pacific opah) is the source of this 2287-nucleotide messenger RNA. It is a transcript of the gene qtman, whose product is annotated as glycosyltransferase-like domain containing 1. Bases 54 to 1418 code for a protein of 454 amino acids. Gene Ontology annotation, molecular function: glycosyltransferase activity. Lineage: Eukaryota; Metazoa; Chordata; Actinopteri; Lampriformes; Lampridae. The transcript is spliced from 11 exons. The record is from RefSeq and is a predicted model, not a curated record.